AGAUGGCAGCCUUCGUAGGGGCUCCCCUCUGAUUGGCAGGGGCUAUGACUACAAGAUGAGCGUCCACAAUACAAACGGCCGGCCGUUCGAUGGAGGAAGCUCAGGCAGCGGACGGGGCCGAAGGUGUUUCGGAGAGCAGGAAGCGUUUCCCUGGACUCCAGGCCCUGUUCCCUGAGUUCUGCCCUCGGAUGUCCGACCGCCCAGAGCCUGCAUGCGCCGUGGGGCGCCCCAGGACCAGGAGCUGGUGGGUGCAGGGGCCCCUGGGCGGGGGUCCCGCAGUGCCCCUCCUCCCUCGGGACCCGUGGUUCCGGUCCUCGUCUUCCCCCCGGAUCUAGUGUUCAGGGCUGACCAGCGGAGCGGGCCCCGACAGCUGCUGACCCUGUAUAACCCCACAGGAACUGCGCUUCGCUUCCGAGUCCUGUGCACAGCACCUGCCAAAUACACGGUGUUUGACGCGGAAGGCUACGUGAAGGCUCAGUCCUGCAUUGACAUUGUGAUCCGCCAUGUGGCCCCCAUCCCCAGCCACUACGACGUGCAGGACCGCUUCCGCAUUGAGCUGUCGGAGGAGGGGUCUGAUGGCCGAGUGGUGGGGCGCAAGGACAUCACCUCCGUUCUCAGACCCCCGGCGCGGCCCCUGGAGCUUCAGGGACCACCUGACCCGCCGCCCCAACAGGGACCUCCUGCCUGGACAGCAGCCACCCUGGCCAGACCCUUCCCAGAGGGGCGGCCAGCCACUGAGGAGCCUUGUCCCCCAGCGCCCCGGCAGCAGCUGGCCACCAGCUCCUUCCUACUCUUCCUGCUCACCGGCCUAGUGUCGGUGGCCUUCCUGCUGCUCCCGCUGCAGGACCAGCUUGGCAGUCAGCUGCCCCAAGUCCUGCACGUGUCCCUGGGACAGAAACUGGUGGCAGCCUACGUCUUGGGCCUCCUCACCAUGGUGUUUCUCCGGACCUGAGCCCCCAGGUGGGGCCUGGAGACAGCCACUGUGUUGCUCCCACCUUGCCUCGGCUCUCUCCUCUUCCUCCUCCCUGGCUGCCUUCUCCCUCCAUUCCUAAAAGGAAAAAAA
This is a messenger RNA of Ochotona curzoniae (black-lipped pika), 1063 nucleotides long. It is a transcript of the gene MOSPD3, whose product is annotated as motile sperm domain containing 3. NCBI's taxonomy places the organism in Eukaryota, Metazoa, Chordata, Mammalia, Lagomorpha, Ochotonidae. The coding region runs from base 212 to 952 and encodes 246 amino acids. The transcript is spliced from 6 exons. The record is from RefSeq and is a predicted model, not a curated record. Gene Ontology annotation, cellular component: cytoplasm.